This is a messenger RNA of Echinostoma caproni, 225 nucleotides long. The record is from the annotation of a GenBank genome assembly. NCBI's taxonomy places the organism in Eukaryota, Metazoa, Platyhelminthes, Trematoda, Plagiorchiida, Echinostomatidae.
AUGAACACCGGCGGCCCUCGAAUUCUCUGUGAUGUCUACGAGGCGGACUAUCGGGUUAUGGAUCCGGUCAAGAUUUUUGAGAAAUUCACCCAUUUUAUCGAAUCGAUCAAUCGUGUUCGUCGCUUGAAUCCGGGUGCACGCAAACUUAUUCGGCAGGUUGGUUUGUCUCGUUCUAUUCACGAUCCUCUCCCCCCUUUUGUUCCCACGCGUGCACAGUCACGUUGA